Messenger RNA from Rubroshorea leprosula, 495 nucleotides. The record is from the annotation of a GenBank genome assembly. Lineage: Eukaryota; Viridiplantae; Streptophyta; Magnoliopsida; Malvales; Dipterocarpaceae.
AAACUUCAUACCCAAAGUUUAUUCUCACCUCAAAAUGGCCAACCCCUUUGCCCUCUUCCUCCUCACUUUUCUUCUAGCCUUUACCCUAACCUCCACGAGUAUCGAAGCACGACCUCUUCACCCAGAGACAAGGCAGAGUCUCAAAGCACGAUUAAAACUGGAGGACAAAGAUGAAUCGCCCAAUUGCUGGGACUCUCUGAUCCAGCUUCAAUCAUGCACCGGAGAAGUAAUCUUGUUCUUCAUCAACGGCGAGACGUAUUUGGGCCAUGCAUGUUGCGAGGCCAUACGUACCAUUGGGCACAAGUGCUGGCCCAACAUGCUUGACACCCUUGGGUUUUCCACGGAAGAAGGGGACAUACUUCAAGGAUAUUGUGAUAAUGAUCAUGAAAUCGAAGUGUAGGCUGUCAAGAAUAUUAAUUCUUCAGGACAAGACACCGAGAUCUCCUUAGUUGGAUCAAAUUUAAGUUUGGUUGUUUAUAAAUAAUAUGUUCCCAG